Molecule: messenger RNA, 414 nt
Organism: Merops nubicus (carmine bee-eater)
Lineage: Eukaryota; Metazoa; Chordata; Aves; Coraciiformes; Meropidae
Product: histamine H3 receptor-like
Exons: 2
Biological process (GO): adenylate cyclase-activating adrenergic receptor signaling pathway
Cellular component (GO): plasma membrane
Molecular function (GO): G protein-coupled acetylcholine receptor activity
Source: RefSeq, a predicted model, not a curated record
AUGCACAACAGCACCCCCGAAAUCCCCCCUGCGGCUGGAGCCUCCAACGGGACCUGGUCCACACAGCCCCCGAGCUCUGAGUUCUCCCUGGGUGUGUUGGUGCUGCUGGCUGUCCUCAUGGUGCUGCUGGCUCUGGUGACCAUCCUUGGCAAUGCCCUGGUGAUCCUUGCCUUCAUCCUGGACAGAAACCUCAGGCACAGGAGUAACUAUUACUUUCUCAAUCUUGCCAUUUCGGACUUUGCCGUGGGUGCAUUCUGCAUGCCUCUCUACAUCCCUUAUGCCCUGACAGGGACGUGGCACUUGGGCAGAGAUGUCUGCAAGCUCUGGCUGGUUGUGGACUACCUCGUGUGCACAGCUUCAGUAUUUAACAUUGUCCUUAUCAGCUACGACCGUUUCCUCUCAGUCACCAGAGCU